Phaeodactylum tricornutum CCAP 1055/1 is the source of this 4695-nucleotide messenger RNA. RefSeq names its product glyceraldehyde-3-phosphate dehydrogenase (gene GAPN). Lineage: Eukaryota; Bacillariophyta; Bacillariophyceae; Surirellales; Neidiaceae. The transcript has a single exon. The coding region runs from base 140 to 1906 and encodes 588 amino acids. Gene Ontology annotation, molecular function: lactaldehyde dehydrogenase (NAD+) activity. The record is from RefSeq and is a predicted model, not a curated record.
AAGUGUGUGUUUACUACGGACCUUCACUUUCAAGCACGGUAAAGCGUUGCCGAAAAGAAACGACCGCUAUUGCACGGCAGCUAAUUCUACGAAGCGCGGAACUUUCCCCUUUCACAUUUUCCCACAGUCUAUAACAGAAAUGAGAUUCUCUUGCAGAGCUGUGGUAUCGCUCCUGCUGUCUUCUUGCUCACUCAUACUUGCCUCUGAUGGCGAAACCAGCGCAUCUUUUCUUGAUCAGCCUCCUCCAGUGAUUAAAAAACCUAUUCCUUGGCUUCCGGUCGUUCCCAACUAUGAGAACUUGGAAUGGAAGGACGUGACUGUUUGUUGCCGACGAUCUAACCCAAGCGUAGAUACCAACACAUGCGCGGACAACGUUCCGUUGAUAGUCGAACCCACCACGAUAGGAAGCAUGCCUCAGUUUACAACUGAUCAAGCUUUGGAGGUUUUAAAACAAGCGAAAGAGGCUUGGAAGGGCGGUGCGGGUGUCUGGCCACAAAUGACGUAUCAGCAACGCAUAGAAGCCAUUGAACACUUUUUUGUCGAACUCGCAGCUUCGCGGGAAGAUAUUGUCGAAACACUUAUGUGGGAAAUCGGUAAGAAUCGAAAGGAUGCAGAAAGCGAGUUUGAUCGCACGUUGCAAUUUGCUCGAUCGGUGAUUGACGCGAUCCAGACCGACAACAACUUCAAUGGUACCUGGCAAGAAAUUGGCAACGUUCGCGCUCUAGUGCGCCGAGCUGCCAUUGGCGUAAUUCUCUGCCUGGGGCCGUACAACUAUCCUCUGAACGAAACUUACGCGACCCUUAUUCCGGCCUUGCUUUUGGGAAACAUUUGCAUUCUAAAGAUCCCGACAAUUGGAGGGCUUGUACAUUUGCAAACGAUGGAAGCGUUUGCGAAAUCUUUACCACCAGGUACAAUUCACUUCAUUGCGGGUUCUGGUCGUGAAACGAUGCCGCCGUUGAUGAAAACAGGAGAAGUGGACGGUCUCGCAUUUAUCGGUGGAUCGAGAGCAGCGGAUGAUCUUAUUCACCAGCAUCCUCACCCUCAUCGUCUGAAGGUUUUUCUUCAACUUGAGGCAAAGAAUAUGGGGAUAUUUCUAAAGGACACCUUCGAGAAGAAGAAUGCUGCAAUGCUAGGACACGCCAUGGAUGAGACUUUAUUGGGAACGUUGUCGUAUAAUGGACAGCGGUGUACAGCUAUCAAACUGCUUUUUGUACCGUCAGACGAUGCACCCAAAUUUGUAGCAAUGUUGGUCGAUCGCGUCAGCUCACUCGUCGUUGGGCUACCUUGGGAUCAAAAAGACGGCACAUUUUCGCAAAUUACGCCACUCCCCACACCGCAACGUGUUGAAUAUAUGCGAGAAUUAAUUGACGACGCGGUGUAUAAAGGUGCAGAAAUCCGUAAUGAAAACGGCGGAAACUUGAUUGGUGGUGUAGAUUCGACACUCAUGGUCCCUGCUGUCCUCUACCCUGUCACUCCCAACAUGAGAAUUUAUCAUGAAGAACAGUUUGGUCCCAUUAUUCCUGUAGCUACCUAUGAUGAUUUGGAAACCGCUCUAGAAUUCGGGCAGAGCGGAGAGUACGGCCAACAAGUUUCGGUGUUUGGAAGUGACUCUGAUUCUGUGGCAUCUAUUAUAGAUCGAUUCAGUGCGGUUUACGGGAAAGUGAACUUGAACUGUCAAUGCGGGCGCUCGCCUGACACUCUGCCUUUUGCUGGUCGCCGGUCGUCAGCUAUGGGAGUGAUGUCAGUUACCGAUAUACUACGAGAGUUCUCAGUCCCAACCGUCAUAUCUUACAAAGAGCAAAACGGCUUAAACGAUGAGCUCCUGCAAGGCACACAACUAAAAUCCAACUUUCUACAGCCCGUUACAAGGACAUCUUUAUCUACAAUCAGAGCAAACAGAGAAUAAAACAAAUGAGGUCUCUUUUGAUUAGUCAAUGUAAACAGUGUAUUUCGCGUGUUUCCUGGAAUGCUUAUAGGCUCUGUCACCUACCACUCAUGACCCUCUGUUUUGCCGAAGCUUUUGGCUUGAUUUUUCAGUAGAUCCUUCACAUUGAUAUUUUUUAUUCUUGUUCCACGCCUAGAAAUAGCAAUAAGCCUGUAAUGCUUUGUAAUUAUUGGUGACAAAGCAAGUUUGCUUUGGAAGUGUAGCAAGAUUCAUGCUUAGCAUGAAUGUAGCAACACCAUUUGGUCUAUUUCCACGGCAAAAGAAUGUUAUUGUUGUUUGUCUCUAUUCCCCAGCAGCAGACAAAUUUUAGCUUCCCAUGGGGCCAUUGUUUUAUUGACUGUGAACACCGUUUCUUGUCAAAUACCUUUCCAUGCACAACAGAAGUGAUUUGUGUCUACCUUACUAAGCCCUGUUCAAAUCACAAAGCAGCCAGCCCACAUUUAUUGCAAAUGAGUUUCAAGGGGCAGGAAAGUACUUGGAGGGUGCAGUUGUGGACCAUAAUUGGUCCUGGCUACUGAUCUCAAACUUUGCAAUGAGUAUGAUGAUGCCUUUUCAAUUUCAAAACCAGUUGUCAUGAUUGGCCUGCUGCCAUGCAUUCAUACGCCUUGUCUUUCUUGGAGGGAGCACUGCAAAUUCAUCAGGCGUCGUGGACUGCAUAUUCCAUAAUCUGUGAUGACGGAGAUAGCGUAUUGUGUUUCGGCACAGGAGGUCCAAAGCAAGUGCCAAAAAACCAGUGGUCUUGCUGUUGGAUACAAUCUCUAUGUAAACAGCUCGACUUACUUGAGAGCUCCAUAAUCCAAGUAUAUUCUUUUCAAUCGACUCAAGCUCCACUUCGUUGCGUGUCUUCGGGUCAUUUAAAAUGGCUUUCGGAUCGAGGAUGUCGCCAACAUUGUCGUAGCCGGAGAACUCUCCUGUCAAUUCAAAGAAUGCCGUUUCCAAAGUCAAAAUACCUUGCUUUGCCGUCUCGAAAUCAAAGGCAUAGUCUUUCAUCGAGUUUGUCCACAAAGCUCGCUGACCACUCUUUCCUCCCCAUGAGUUUUCGUAGCUUCGGAUUUUCAACUUUGGAUAAAGUUCUCCUUCACGCUUUACCAUCAAACGAGCAAAGGCAAUAGGACUUGCUGCGUACGGUGCCUCAGCAGCACGGCCACAAUAUCGACCAACGCUGUUCCUGUACGCCAAAAAUGACGCAUCGUUUUCAAAAUAGCCAUUAUCUGUGGUCCACUUCCUAAAUCGAAGUAGACUUUGAAGUAAAUUGUCACCAUCAACCCAAAAAAUGUGACCACGAUCCGUUCGUACUCUCCACACAGCAACCUCGACAAUUUGAAAACGCUGGUCAGUAUCUUCCUUAUCUGAGUGGUCGUAAUCUACGGUCCCCUCCUUGUGCACUUUUACUUUGUCUCUCCGUAGCAUCCAACCAGAAACUAUUCCAUUUUCAUAACGCGCGACGCUGUCCUUCUUGGAAGGAUCCAAAGCUUGGCGAAUUCUUACACAUUGUCCAACAGCAGAGGGACGCAAUUCGAUGUUUUCAAGUAACGUGCCUUCUUGCUCUCGAAGUGCUUCCAUAGCUGACUUAAAAAGUAUCUCGUCGCCCUCCGUUCGAAAGCCAAGACCAUCAUGUUCUGCCUCUCCAUUUUCAGGUAGCGCCUCGUCCUCAAUUUCAAUGAGUAGCCUGUCUUCUUUGCCAAAAUCCUGUUUAUCAUCGGCCCCGACAGUUUCUUCAAGAGCAUCUUUAAGAGCUGUCUUCAAUUGAUUUUCACGUACACCUCUACUGUCGAGAUUUUUAAUCACCGAUCUAAGCGAUUCUUCUGUUAACUGGCAUCCCCAAUGAGAUUUGGUCAGCGUUGGAAAAGAUCCUGAUGUGUGAUACUCAAGACGGCCAAAGACCUGUACGGCUUCUGGAGAAUCGUCAUCAUCACCACCGACUCCGGAAAAAUCCUCUUCCAUGUCUCGUGCACCAACCGUGAUUGACUCUUCAUCUUUUUGUAGCUGUAGGUAGCCACUGGUGGGUUCAGUCGAAACACCCUCAAUUUGUAUCAUAUACUCGGUCUCCACCCAGACCUUCCCGUGUUCAUCAUUGUCAAAGGUCCAGAAUCGGCUACCAAAACGAUCUCGACCAAGUGGGUCGCUCCGAAUGAAGCACUUGUUUCGCUUGGCAAUUAAAUCUUUAGUGGCAUCGACGACUUUCUUGUUUUGCUUAGCGUUGUCUAGCUCCAAAGCUGCAUCACGCAUAAGAUCCACAGCCCAAACACCACCGGUUUCAUCGUCGAGUCCAGUCAAUUUUGCUUUCUUCGCAGCAGUUAUAGCACUUCGCAAAACCUUGAUAGUCCCAUCCUCCAUCGCAUCUCUGAGCUGCUCUAAUGCGCUUUCACGUAAAAGAGGUAGACGAUUUGCUUGAAUCUUCGCUUUCUCAAUGUCGCGACAAAGUCUGUCUAUUGUACGAACAGCGUCUCGAUCAAGAGAAGGAUCAUCCAAGACUUCUUCGCCACCAUAUCCAGAUAGCUCUCCUUCCAUCUCUUCUAGUUCAUUUUUCUCUCGCUCAACUAGUUGCUCAAGUGACACUACUCUCAGUGCGUCCGUAUCGAACGCUGCUUCUUCUUGCAUUCGUACAACCAUUUUGCUUAUUUGAGUUUUGCUGAACGUAUCUGGUCCAGGCAGGGCAUCGUACUCAGACUUUAUGUCCUCGUCAAAAUCCAGAAUAUCUUCUUCGGUGAGCGACUCAAUGAACUCGUCAGAAAAUUCCUUGGACUUGU